AUGGUGUUGCCAGCUGUUCUCAACGCUCCUAAGGGGCUAUCCAUCACCAUAGAACAAGCGUCGUGGUUCGGUUCCAUAGCAUUCCUUUGCCAGCCCUUAGGCAGCUUAUUUUCCGGACCCCUCCUAGAUUACUUCGGAAGAAAAAAGGCUCUAUUUAUAGUGAACAUACCGCAUGUAAUAGCGUGGUUGCUAAUUUACUACGCUUGGAGUGUACCGGUGCUGUUCAUUGGCAACGCAUUAUUAGGCAUCGGUACAGGAAUAAUGGAAGCACCUUCCAUCACAUACGUUGGUGAAGUAAGUGAUCCUUCACUCCGUGGCAUCCUAACAACACUUACGAACAGUUUUACCUCGACUGGUAUAUUCAUGGCGUAUCUGCUUGGAUCUGUGUUACCAUGGAGACAAGCAGCAUUGGCCGCAUUAAGUAUACCUCUUAUCACCAUGGUGUUGGUUUUAUUUGUACCGGAAACUCCGGUGUGGUUACUUUCCAAAGGGCGUCAAAAACAAGCUCUGAGAUCCCUUUGCCGACUUCGAGGCUGGGCAAAACCCGAAGAAGUGAAAGAAGAAUUCGAUCAACUCGUCUUAACUGGAGCAGUCUUCAUUGCAAUGAAUCUCCUUUCUGCUAUAAUCGUCAAGCUCAUUGGGAAGCGCAAGCUGAUUUUAGGAGCUCUGUUCGCCACGAGUUGCUGCAGCCUUGGAAUUAGUGUGUAUGCUGGGGUGAAGCUACCAUCGAGCGUGUUCUCCUAUGAGAUACAUACCUUCCCUGAAGAGAAAAGCUUCCUACCAGUUUUGCUAUUUAUUCUACUUGUAUGCUUCAGCAGUUUAGGAAUACCAUGGGUGCUGCUAUCAGAGGUGUUUCCAUUUAGGAGCCGUGGUGUUGCAACGAGUCUUGCUGCUGCUUUUAGUUACAUUAUAUUCUUCCUGUCGUCCAAAACUAAUUACAACAUUGAAGCCAAUUUACAUCUUAGUGGUACGUUCGCCUUGUAUUCCGCCUUCGGCCUCAUAGGGACCGUUUAUCUUUAUUUCUUUUUACCGGAGACCGAAUCUAAGACACUGUUAGAAAUAGAAGCUUUUUACAAAGGUAACAGAAAAAUAUUCGCAGACGACUUUCUUAUUAAUGCCUUUAGAAAGAAACGUAAUGAUAGUAACGAAAGAGCAUCCUUGUAUUAGUUAUGGAUAUUAAAAAUUUCUUUGCCACUAGUUUCAAUAUAAUCUAAGAACCAAAUUGUGU
This is a messenger RNA of Diatraea saccharalis (sugarcane borer), 1228 nucleotides long. Lineage: Eukaryota; Metazoa; Arthropoda; Insecta; Lepidoptera; Crambidae. The record is from the annotation of a GenBank genome assembly.